Molecule: messenger RNA, 4432 nt
Organism: Amblyraja radiata (thorny skate)
Lineage: Eukaryota; Metazoa; Chordata; Chondrichthyes; Rajiformes; Rajidae
Gene: rbm25b
Product: RNA binding motif protein 25b
Exons: 23
Coding region: 480-3116 (878 amino acids)
Biological process (GO): regulation of alternative mRNA splicing, via spliceosome
Cellular component (GO): spliceosomal complex
Molecular function (GO): mRNA binding
Source: RefSeq, a predicted model, not a curated record
ACGCUGGGUCGGACGGACGGACGCUGUUGUUCCGGGAGCGAGGCAGUGCGAGGGUCGGGGAGUGGCGCCGCUGAAUCGCUCACACCUUCUUUCCCCCUCAAACCCCCUUCGCCGUCGCCGCAUCGGGUCGCAUGAUCUUAUGAAGGGUCUUUGACCUGAACCAUUCAAUCUGUUUCUCUUUCCACACGUGCACACUUCAAGUGUUUCUAGAAUUUUCUAUUUUUGUUUCAGAUUGCCAGCACCUGAAGGCUUUGAUUUCCAUUUAAGGUAAUUUAGCGGUUCCAAGAUACAUCACAGAAGUGAAAAACAAAAUUUGGCACCGAGGAGCUGUAGGAGCAGUAUAGAUUUUUGUGUUAAUGUGUAAAGACGAGGACUUCCUAUAACCUGGAAGCACAAGAGACUGCAGAUGCUGGAAUCUUGAGUAAAAAAAACAAACUGCUGGAGGAACUCAGCGGGUCAGGCUGCGUCCGUGGACGGAAAUGGACAGACGCCAUCUGGGGUCAGGACCGUUCUUCAGACUCAAGAUUGCUGAAAACAUGUCAUUUCCACCGCAUAUGAAUCGUCCUCCUUUGGGGAUACCUCCCUUGCCACCGGGUAUCCCCCCGCCACAGUUUGCAAGCUUUCCACCUUCCGUGCCACCCGGUUCGCGUUUCCCACACGAUAAACAUCCACUCAACAUCUACUGUGUCAAACCCCUUCAGAAUCGGGCACCGAUGAUUCCUGUUCCUAUGGGACUAAUGAGUCCUGCCACAACUGCAGCAAGUUACAGGCACCCAUCACUUCAGGUCUCCAUGCUGUACACCAUGAACCGUUGCCCAACAGAGGGCAAACAGUGUUUUACACAGGUGUUGAUGCCAGCCUCUGUGCCUCUAAUUGGAAAGCAUAUUGGACCAAGGAAGGACCAUGUUGGUCAGAGGAUUCGUGAGAUUGAUGACAAUAGUGGUCCGACCACAACGGUUUUUGUAGGCAACAUAUCUGAGAAAGCUUCUGAUAUGUUAAUCAGGCAGUUACUUGCGAAAUGCGGCUUGGUUUUAAGCUGGAAGAGAGUCCAAGGAGCUUCAGGAAAGUUGCAAGCAUUCGGCUUUUGUGAGUAUAAAGAACCAGAAUCUACACUGCGUGCAUUAAGAUUAUUGCAUGAACUUCAAGUUGGAGACAAAAAGUUGCUUGUAAAAGUUGAUGCAAAGACCAAAGCCCAGCUGGAUGAAUGGAAGGCCAAAAAGAAAGGAGUCAAUGGAGAUACAAAAACAGAGGAUUCAUCUGAUGAUGUUGUGGAUGAGGAAACCAAGAGAAGAGAUCAGAUUGUAAAGGGAGCGAUUGAAGGAUUAAUAAGAGAAUACUCCAGUGAACUAAAUGCACCUUCCCAAGACCAAGAUGCACAUCCUAGAAAGAAGAAAAAGGAAAAGAAAGAGGAGGAUGACAUAAAUGCAAUGGAAAUGGAAGAGGAUAAACGAGACCUAAUUUCUCGAGAAAUUAGCAAAUUCAGAGACACUCACAAGAAACUAGAAGAAGAAAAAGGAAGGAGAGAAAAAGAAAGACAAGAAGUUGAAAAAGAAAGAAGAGAUAGAGAAAAGGAGCGCGAACGAGAAAGAGAAAGGAGAGAAAGAGAGAAGGAACGUGAGAAAGAAAAGGAGCGUGAACGGGAGCGAGAGCGUGAACGAGAACGGGAGCGAGAACGGGAUCGCGACCGUGAUCGCGACCGGGACCGUGACCGUGAGAGAACAAAGGAUAAGGAAAGGGAGCGAGACCGUGAAAGAGAUCGCGAACGGGAUAAAGAGAGAGAAAGAAGCCGGGACCGGGAGAGAAGCAAGGAUCGAAGUCGAUCAAGUUACUUAGAUGUAAUGGAAAUUUGCAGAGAGAAAAGCCGAGAAAAGGAGAAGAAAAGAGAUCGGGAAGAAGAUGAAGAAGAAAUGUAUGAACGCCGGAAACUUGAGAGAAAGCUCCGUGAAAAAGAAAAUGCAUACCAAGAGCGUCUUAAAAAUUGGGAAAUAAGGGAACGGAAGAAAUCCAGAGAUUAUGAAAAGGAAACUGAAAGGGAGGAAGAAAGAAGAAGAGAAAUGACAAAAGAGGCAAAAAGACUGAAGGAGUUUUUGGAAGAUUAUGAUGAUGAUCGAGAUGAUCCAAAAUAUUACAGAGGGAGUGCUUUGCAGAAACGCUUAAGGGAUCGAGAAAAAGAAAUGGAAGCAGAUGACAGAGAUCGCAAGCGAGAGAAAGAGGAACACGAGGAGAUUCGGCAGCGUUUGUUGGCUGAAGGGCACCCUGAUCCCGAUGCAGAACUUCAGAGGAUGGAACAGGAGGCAGAGAGGCGGCGGCAGCCGCCGAUCAAACAAGAGCCAGAAUCAGAGGAGGAGGAAGAGGAGGAAGAAAAACCGGAGAAAGAGGAACGCCGAAUGGAAGAGGAAGAAGAGCCUGAGCAGAAACCCUGUCUUAAACCCACAUUGCGCCCUAUCAGUUCUGUCCCAUCUGUUUCAUCGGCAAGUGGCAAUGCUACACCGAAUACUCCUGCAGAUGAGUCUCCUUGUGGCAUUAUCAUUCCACACGAGAACUCUCCUGAUCAACAGCAAGAGGAGCAGCGGCCUAAAAUUGGGCUCAGCCUGAAACUAGGUGGCUCCAAUAGCCCGAGUCAGCCAAUUUCGGUGAAAAGAAAGAAACUUCCCGUUGAUAGCGUUUUCAAUAAGUUUGAAGAUGAAGAUAGUGACGAAGUUCCUCGGAAGCGGAAGCUCGUCCCUUUGGAUUAUUCGGAAGAUGAGAAGGGUGCCUCCAAGGGAAAUGUAAAUACAGAAGAAAAACGGAAACACAUAAAAAACUUGAUUGAGAAAAUUCCUACAGCUAAACCAGAACUUUUUGCCUAUCCUCUUGACUGGUCUAUUGUGGACACGAACUUGAUGGACAGACGCAUUCGACCAUGGAUCAAUAAAAAAAUAAUAGAAUACAUUGGGGAAGAAGAAGCAACGUUAGUGGACUUUGUUUGUUCUAAGGUGAUGGCCCACAGUUCACCACAGAGCAUUUUAGAUGAUGUAGCCAUGGUUCUGGAUGAAGAAGCCGAAGUCUUCAUAGUGAAGAUGUGGAGGUUAUUAAUAUAUGAAACAGAGGCUAAAAAGAUAGGACUUGUUAAAUAGAUUGUCAUAUCCAUAGGAAUUGUCUUUGGAAUUUUUUUUCCAUAUUUCAAAACUGUAACUUUCAUCUGUCCUCAGAGGCACUUGUGAAGCUUGUGUUUUUUAUUGUAGAGAUAAUGUGAAGUCCAUUUUUUUUUUCUCUCCUUCACCUCGUCAUUUGGUUUGCUAUGUCCUUAAAGAUGUACAGUCAAUAGAAAUCUGCCUACAUCAGUUCUUCAUUUCACAACUGAGAUAAACGACUGGGUUAUUUUUUAUAAACUGAACUCUUCUGCUGUGUAUUUUCAUUAUCAACACACUGACUUCUGUUCCUAACCUCUCAGUGUUACAUUAAUGGAAGUGUCGAUGCAAGAUAUUUGCACUUAAUGUCCAGGUUGUCCCUGUGAUAUGGAGGAGCAGGUUUAGAAGUAAGAUGUUUAUACAUUUAUUGUUUUGAAAUUAGUAAUUUUGAGAAGAAAAACUUUGAAAAAAUGCAGAGUUGUUUUCUCAUCAACAUUAUGAAAAUAUUUUAAAUGUUGCAUUUAAAAUGUUUGCAUUUCCAACAGGUGACAGAAUAGGGUUUAAAUGUUUUGAAAUAAAUAAAUAAAGUUUGAGAAUGUCUUAGUUGACUUUUUAAAAAGAGACCUGCAUCCCCUUUAGUUGCCAACAUAGGUUUAAUUUAAUGUUUGAAAUCAAACCUUUGUAAUUUUACAUUUAUCAAUUUUUUUUAUAUAGUCAAAAUUAUUUUUGAUGCAGGUUUGACAAGCAAGUUCCUGUCAGGUAUUACGAGUGCAAGGAACAGGCUCAUUUUUGUUUCAGUCUCGUACAAUUUCUUUGGGGUGACGUUUUAAUAAAUUACAAUGAGCUUUGUCAAGGAUGUAGUGUGUUUUAAGCUGUGUUACGGAAGCUUGAUGGUUAGUUUGGAAAUGCAAUCUAUGUUGGCCCAUUCACUAUCCAGAGACACCUAAAUCUAAAAUACGUAUUGAAGACUUUCUAAAAUAAUUGAGGGCAUUCUGUAUGAAAAAUGAGACUCUAGAUCCUGACUUAACUUAGUACCAAACCAGAAGCUUAUCACUGAAUCAUUUAUAAACCAUUUGGUUGCACUUCAGGUUUCAACAAAAAACUAUUUUGAGUUACAUACUUGCAUCUCAUAAUUAGAUGUAAAGAUCAGUUCUGAUUGCUAGAAUUUAAAACAAUUAUUUGCAUACAUAGAUGGCUGCUAGCAUUUUCUAUAAAGUUAAGUUUUUAAUUUUACACUAAUGCCAAAUGAGUAUUACAAGAAUUAAAACUGUAAAUAUUGUAUACAAUACCAUUUCACUUCAAAUAAAUCUGUUUCCAUUUUU